Myotis daubentonii (Daubenton's bat) is the source of this 3021-nucleotide messenger RNA. RefSeq names its product paraneoplastic antigen-like protein 6B. The record is from RefSeq and is a predicted model, not a curated record. Lineage: Eukaryota; Metazoa; Chordata; Mammalia; Chiroptera; Vespertilionidae.
CUGCAGAGAGCCCUGGCAAGCUGACAGGCGCUGACACACAGGCCCACAUGCAGCCCUGAGACGGGGAGAGGGAGAGACUGCCUGAGAGCCUGGGAAAGAGGAGCGUCCCUCCUGCAUGGGACCUGGAUCAGGACAGACCAUGCCAAGGACAAGGAAGGAGACUCAGGGAGGGCAGUGCAGACCUGGGAAGUUCUCUGAAUCCUAGGCUCGCCCCCAAUUCAUUUCCCACCCUGUGCCGCCCUGGUCUGCACCCAGAGCCAGUUCCCGCCCCUAGUAGCAGCCCCCACGCUGGCGCUGGCAGACACUGAGGCCAUGGAGGUGAGGAUGCUGCAGGACUGGUGCAGGUGGAUGGGCAUCAGCGCCCGCAGGGGCCUGCUCAUCCUGGGCAUCCCGGAGGACUGUGACGAAGACCAGCUGCACGAGUCCCUGGAGGCCUCCCUGUGGCAAAUGGGCCACUUUGAGGUGCUGGGCAAAGUGUUUCGAGAGGAGGACAAUGCCAGUGCGGCCCUGGUGGAGCUGGACCGGGAAGUCAACUAUGCUUUGGUUCCCAGGGAGAUCCCAGGCAUCGGGCGUCCCUGGACCGUGGUCUUUGUGCCCAGAUGCUCAGGGGAGGACUUUCUGGGUCGUGUGUUCCACUUCCUGGAGCAACAGGGGCAGACUGUGGAGAGUGUGGCCGGAGCCCUGGGGCUGGGGCUGCGCAAGGUGUGCUGGCUGAGGUCUGUCAGUCAGGCCAUCCAGCCCUGGGUGGAGACAGUGCGGUACCAACCCCUGGGGGUGUUCUCAGGGAGGGACCAGCCAGGCCCGGGGGAGGAGUCCUUCGAGGCAUGGCUGGACCACACCACUGACAUGCUGCUUGUGUGGCAAGGGGUCUCAGAAAGGGAGAGGAGGAGGCGGCUGAUAGAAGGCCUCCGAGGGACGGCCCUGCAGGUGGUGCACGAGCUCCUGGCGGAGAACCCUGCCAGGACGGCCCAGGAUUGCCUGGUCGCCCUGAUCCAGGUGUUUGGAGACCACGAGUCCCAGGCCACCCUGCGGCUCAAGUGUCUGACCGCUCAGCGACGGUCAGGCGAGACUCUCUCUGCUUUCGUGUUGCGGCUGGAAGUCCUGCUACAGAGAGCCAUGAAGGAGGGGGCCCUGGACAAGUCCUCAGUCGACCACUUGCGCGUGAGGCAGGUGCUCACCGGGGCCAACAUCAUUGAGCCACUGCGAGAGGUCCUGAGGAAGCUGGGCAUGGUGGGGAGGCGUCCAACUUUCCUGGGGAUGCUGGGGCUGGUUCAUGAGGCUGAGGCAUGGGAGGUCAAUAUAGCCAGGAGCCUGAGAGCCCAGCAGGCAGAAGGGGAUGCUGCCCAGGCUGAUGACAGAGCCCAGGCUGAGGGUGACAAGAUGGUGGAGAAGCAGCAACUGCAGGAGAAUAGUGACAACCAUGCCCCUGCCCUUGCAGGCCUGGGUCAGACAGGGCCCUCCGAGGCCCCUGGGGGACCCCUGCCUGCCCAUAUGGGCAGUGUUUCCGGGGCAGGUCCAGGAGGUCCUGGCACUGUGCCAGAGGGCCUGGCCCAGGUGGGAGACUGGGAGGCCAAGGAACACCCCCAGGAGGGGCUCAAGCCCAUCCCGGAGGAGUCGGAAGGUGAGGACGGGGCUGGGGAGCUGAGCCCCGUCAUGUCCUCCCCUGGCAAAUAGGCUCACAAGGCCUGGCGCCCUCCUCCCCUUUCGGGCAGCAGAGCCCUUGUGGCGGGGGAUGGGGGGGAGGGUGGGGAAGCCAGGCCAGGGCAACCUCCUCACACCACAUGGGGAGCAGGGCCCAGGGAAGUGCCCGCCCAGCUCAUACCAUAACCCCUACUCCCCCACCAUGCUAUGGGGGCCUGACCACCACCAUCUGCCCUUCCAAGUCACCAAGAUGACCAUAUUUGACACCCAAUGGGGUGGGGAGAGGUGCCCCCACAUGUUAGCACCACACCUGGCCUCAGCCCCAACCCCUACCAACUUGGGCAGCUGGCCUGGGAGCACCGCUGAGCAGCCCAUCUCAGCCUAGGAGAGGGGCACCUGAAGCCAUCUGCCACCUGUGUGGACUGGGGGGCUUUAGAACCCAUAACAGGGGUGCCACUUUUGGGGACCCCCAUUCUCCAUCCCCUGGGGAGACCCCAACUCAUUUCUCUAUAGUCCCAUAAUGACCCAUGUGUCAAGUAAUCAGCCCCCUACACACACACACACACACACACACACACACACACACACACCACGGCGCCUGUGCAGAACCACCUGGUGUGUGUGAACCCAGGUGGGUGUCCUGCCGCCCCCCCAGGGCAGCCACCUCUCAGCCCCGGCACGUGUUGUGAGCCCCACUGCCAGCCAAGGCUCUGCCAGCUCUUGUCCAGUGUCGUGAGCUCAGCCUCUGCUUUCUCGGUGUAGAUUUAGGCCAACUGCUGCUUGUGCUUGUGGAGAUGUGUGUAUUCUUCUCUGAGCAGUUCCCCACCACCACUCCCACCCUGGAUGGAGACCCCGAGCCCAGGCCCAGAAGAACGGAUGAGAAGAACGGACCAGGGCAUGUCUGGCGCUCACCCAGUGACCCUGGGAAGAACUGUACAGUGGCAGAAGGCGGCUGCCAGAGGCUCCACGGACACCCUGAUGCUCUGAUGUCACCCUGUUGUUCCCUGUGACUCAGUUUCCUCAGCAUGCUGGAGUGUCCCCUGCUGUGUUUUCCAGUGUCCUCUGUCUGUCCUGUGCAGGCCACAGGGCAAGGCCAGGCCCCAGCAUGUCAUCCAUAGGGGGGGGGAGCCCUGCAAUGAGUGGACAUCCCCAAUGUCCAUGGUCCUUUAAAGUCCAAUCAAGGGGCCCUCAGGGAGGGAGACUAUGGUGGGAGGGCUGUGGUGUGGGGUCAGCUGAGGCAGCUGGUCAGAGACCCCAGGAGGAGGUGGGGGUUGUGACCUAUGGGGUCUAUUGGCUGUUAGAAGUUCCUCUCUGUGUUGUCACUCCCUUUCUUCAAUGAAUUCAGUAAAUGUUUCUCUUCAAUAAACUUCAUUGAAUGAU